GUCAUCACCGUUAUCUUUCACCUCCAUAUAAUCAACGCGUCCAUCCUAUACACGUUUCUUCAUGCAUAAACAUGAUCCCUGAUGAUUGAUACAAUUAUUUUCGGCUCGAGUUUGGUAUAGUUUGAUAUUCUUUUCUGUGAAUAAUAUUUGUUGACUUGUGUAUUAUAUUGCAAUCACAUGUAAAUAACAAAAAAGUGGUUAGGCUCCUUCCUUUCUGAAGAGCCAGUUCUCUGUUGUUAUCAUUGAAAAAAUGUUUGGUACUCAUGGAGCCAAUUCUUUAUCCAUUCAAAUAUUUUAUAAAUGUAUCGUCUUUUAUCACCUAAUUGUUUGAUUUGCUUGAUUAUGUGCUUUUGUUUACAUGAUUAAUUGGAUAACCUCUGCCUGAUUAUGGAAAGCUCUCCUCGUAAUUCAGACUGCCCUUCUUCUUCUUCUUCUUCGUCGUCUUCUAACUUCGGGUUUGCUACUGCUUCCAAUUUUUUACAUUCCCCCCUUUCGUCACUUUUAGAAUUUUCCGGUGUUCUUCACACUCAUGAUCAUCCACAUUCUAGUGAUGCGCAAGGCCUACAUGAAUCUUGGUCAGGUAGCAACAACAAUAACAACAUUAGUAGCAAUAGUAGUAGUAGUAGUCACGACAUUAGUAGUAGUAGUCAGGAGGAGGUUUCUAUUAGAAUUAUUGGUGCAACAGGUGAGCAGGAGGAGAAUCAAACACAUUCCCCGACUCAUAGUUCAUCCCCAGAGCCUGAUCAUCUGUCUCCAGAUGAAAGUCAUAAUGCAGAACGCAAUGCUGCUGCUGCAGCUGCUCCCUUUUAUCAUAAUAGAGAUUCUGCUUUUUAUCAGAGAUAUGAUUUACAGCAAGCCGCGAGGUGGAUGGAGCAACUACUUCCAUUCUCUUUUCUUUUGUUGCUUGUAUUCAUUCGCCAGCAUUUGCAAGGCUUUGUUAUUACAAUUUGGGUUGCAGCCUUCAUGUUCAAGUCAAACGAUAUUCUACAAAAGCAGACAGCUCUAAAGGGAGAAAGGAGGCGUUCAAUUCUCUUUGGCCUCUCUCUUGUGUUCACUCUUCAUGUGAUAAGCGUAUAUUGGUGGUAUCUGACUGACCUUUUGCAUUUGUUAGUCAUGAUUCCACCAAAAGCUAUACCACCCUUUUGGCAAGCUAUUUUCAUCAUCGUGGUAAAUGAUACGUUGGUCCGUCAGGCAGCAAUGGUUUUUAAGUGUGGCAUAUUGAUGUACUACAAAAAUAGCAGUGGAAGAAACUAUCGUGAACAGGGUCAACUGCUAACUCUUGUUGAGUAUUCUCUGCUGCUAUACCGUUCACUACUGCCCACUCCAGUUUGGUAUCGUUUCUUUUAUAACAAGGAAUUUGGAAGCCUCUUUUCAUCUCUGAUUACUGGGCUGUAUUUGAUUUUUAAACUCACAUCAAUUCCUGAGAAGGUUCAAAAUUUCUUUGCUUCUUUAAAAGCUUUGUCUCAUACAGAGAUCAAGUAUGGAACCAAUGCAACAUCUGACCAGGUCAGUGCAGCUGGAGAUUUGUGUGCUAUCUGUCAGGAAAAGAUGCUUGCCCCAAUCUUACUACGCUGUAAACACAUAUUUUGCGAAGACUGUGUGUCUGAGUGGUUUGAGAGAGAAAGAACAUGUCCCCUAUGCAGGGCUGUGGUGAAAUCUUCAGACCUUAGAUCAUUUGCCGAUGGAUCCACAAGCCUAUUUUUUCAACUUUUCUGAUUGCCAGUUUCCGAUCCUGAAGAACUUUUUAUCCUUCAGUUGGCUUCCUUAGAAUCACUCCUUCCUAAACUUCAUCAUGCAGUCACACGACAUGUUGUACAAAUAUUCUUAGUUUCACGGAUAGUCGACUGUAGUUUGCUUAGUAAAUUGCAGGAGUCAGGCUAUCUGUCAAUGUCAGUCCUUGUACUUGUAUUAUGAGGUCAAGUGUGUAUAUAUGUUAUUCCAUAGGUAGUGUGCUUUGAGAUUGUAAUUUGCUUCAGUUAAUUAUAUCCUGAUUGUAAACACUUCUUCAGUUUUACUAUCCACUAUAUUAAUUUCGUACA
This is a messenger RNA of Daucus carota subsp. sativus, 2039 nucleotides long. RefSeq lists its product as uncharacterized. The transcript has 8 exons. Gene Ontology annotation, molecular function: ubiquitin protein ligase activity. Lineage: Eukaryota; Viridiplantae; Streptophyta; Magnoliopsida; Apiales; Apiaceae. Gene Ontology annotation, biological process: positive regulation of ERAD pathway. The coding region runs from base 388 to 1716 and encodes 442 amino acids. The record is from RefSeq and is a predicted model, not a curated record.